UUUGUUAGUCCUCACCUGCCCCAGAAUCUCCCAGGUUAGAAGAUCUUAGCCACUCUUUUGCCCUGUUUCAAUUGAAGGUCGACGGUCAUGGCAUUCUCAACUGGCUAUUUACAGGCCGCAAGCUGAAAUUCUUAUAAACUCUCUCAUCAAGUGGAUUUUAGGUAUAUGGGCCAUCUAUGGUGGGACCAAACAGAUCAACAGUCUGGAUCAUUGAACCAUGGGCCCCACUUCCUUAAACUUAGAAAUCCAAGUAGACCCUAAAUCCUUGGGUCGAGGAUGACAUAAAGCAUCCGAUGGGAGAAAAACCAGGAUCUUCCUCCCUCACCUCCUCCUGAGGUCGUUCUUUCCAUUCGCAAGACUCCUCUACAACGGCAGAUCGGACGCCACGUCAUCCACAGCGAUGCCUUCCACCGUCCGAUCCUUCUCUCUCGUCUUCCUCCUCAUUUUCCUCAUCAUCUCUGCCGCUCCUUCCACCGCUCUCGAAUCUGAUCACAAGUAUCAAUUAGGUGACCCUGUUACCCUCUGGGUGAACAAGGUCGGUCCUUACAACAAUCCUCAGGAAACAUAUAACUAUUACAGUCUUCCAUUCUGCCAUUCAUCCAGCAACCCGGCUCACAAAUGGGGUGGACUUGGUGAAGUUUUGGGUGGAAAUGAGCUUAUCGACAGCCAGAUUGAAAUUAAAUUUCAGAAAAAUGUUGAUCGGAUCCUUAUUUGUCGACUCGAAUUGGACUCCUCAAAGGUGCAGCAGUUCAGGGAUGCCAUUGACAAUGCAUAUUGGUUUGAGUUCUUCAUGGAUGACUUGCCUUUAUGGGGUUUUGUUGGUGAUCGACGUCCUGAUAAAAGCAAUGAAAACAAGCAUUUACUUUUAACUCACAAGACUAUCAUUGUUAGGUACAAUGGAGAUCAGAUUAUUCACGUCAAUCUGACUCAAGACAGCCCUAAACCUCUGGAAGUUGGGAAAACAGUUGACCUGACAUAUUCUGUCAAAUGGGCUCCAACAAAUAUAACUUUUGCACGACGCUUUGAUGUUUACUUGGACCACCCUUUUUUUGAGCACCAGAUUCACUGGUUCUCCAUUUUCAAUUCUUUCAUGAUGGUCAUCUUCCUUACUGGCUUGGUAGCAAUGAUAUUGAUGCGGACUCUUAGAAAUGACUAUGCAAAAUAUGCUCAUGAAGAUGAUGAUCUAGAGACUCUGGAAAGAGAUGUGAGUGAGGAGUCUGGAUGGAAGCUUGUCCACGGGGAUGUAUUUCGGCCUCCUCGCAACUUGGUUGUACUUUCAGCUGUGGUUGGUACAGGUGCUCAGCUUGCGAUGCUUGUUCUCCUCGUCAUCUUGUUGGCUAUCAUUGGGAUGUUGUACAUUGGACGAGGAGCAAUUGUCACAACUUUCAUUAUCUGUUAUGCUCUUACAUCAUUUAUUUCGGGUUAUGUUAGUGGUGGACUUUACUCCCGCAAUGGCGGUAAAAACUGGAUAAAGUCAAUGGUCCUCACAGCAUCCCUUUUCCCAUUUAUGUGCUUUGGAAUUGGAUUCAUACUAAACACAGUUGCCAUAUUCUACGGAUCUCUAGCUGCUAUUCCUUUUGGGACAAUGGUUGUUGUAUUUGUCAUUUGGGCAUUCAUUUCUUUUCCUCUGGCACUUCUUGGUACGGUCGUUGGCAGAAACUGGAGUGGUUCUCCAAACAAUCCCUGCCGUGUGAAGACCAUUCCUCGUCCGAUUCCUGAGAAGAAAUGGUAUCUCACACCUUCUGUCAUCUCACUGAUGGGAGGGCUGCUUCCAUUCGGCAGCAUAUUCAUUGAAAUGUAUUUUAUGUUCACAUCCUUCUGGAAUUACAAGGUGUACUAUGUCUAUGGUUUUAUGUUACUGGUUUUCCUGAUUCUCGUAAUUGUCACCAUCUGUGUUACUAUUGUGGGUACAUAUUUCUUGCUCAAUGCUGAGAACUAUCAUUGGCAAUGGACUUCAUUCUUCUCAGCGGCAUCCACAGCUGUCUACGUAUACCUUUACUCCAUCUACUAUUACCACGUGAAGACCAAGAUGUCGGGCUUCUUCCAGACCAGCUUCUAUUUUGGCUAUACAUUGAUGUUUUGUCUUGGUUUAGGAAUUCUCUGCGGAGCUGUGGGUUAUUUGGGCUCUACUCUGUUUGUAAGGAGGAUAUACAGAAACAUCAAAUGUGACUAGUGAAGUUAGGACUCAGGCAAAACACUGAGAGAACUAGAAGGCCUGAUUCAUUUGAUGCAUACAAGUGUGUCAGAAGAGCUGGUCACCUGAUGUACCUGACACAGAGAGAAGUAAACAGGGUUUUCAGGUGGCUGUGUAUCUUUUUGGAUUUUGGAGGCUUUGCAUUUUUUGGCUGUAAGUGAAAGCCUUCCUAUCUAGAGCAGAGAUAGUGUUAUAUCUAGAAAAUCAUAUUUGACUCUCACUUUUAAUGUGUUUACAUCACCUUUGCUUUGGCAGGCA
Molecule: messenger RNA, 2452 nt
Organism: Magnolia sinica
Lineage: Eukaryota; Viridiplantae; Streptophyta; Magnoliopsida; Magnoliales; Magnoliaceae
Product: transmembrane 9 superfamily member 1-like
Exons: 12
Coding region: 401-2173 (590 amino acids)
Biological process (GO): protein localization to membrane
Cellular component (GO): membrane
Source: RefSeq, a predicted model, not a curated record